Molecule: messenger RNA, 4002 nt
Organism: Anopheles nili
Lineage: Eukaryota; Metazoa; Arthropoda; Insecta; Diptera; Culicidae
Gene: f
Exons: 11
Coding region: 1-4002 (1333 amino acids)
Biological process (GO): actin filament bundle assembly
Cellular component (GO): cytoplasm
Molecular function (GO): actin filament binding
Source: RefSeq, a predicted model, not a curated record
AUGGCCUCGAUCGAGCGUCCGGCCGGGGGUGCGCUCGCGUUGCACUACGCCGCCGCCCGGGGUUGUCUCGACUGCGUGCGCCUUCUGACGGAGGCUGCACCGGACAUCAGUGCCAACACGCAGAUGGACAACGAUGUGACGCCGGUGUACCUGGCCGCGCAGGAGGGCCAUCUGGAGGUGUUGAAGUUCCUGGUGUUGGAGGCCGGUGGCUCACUGUAUGUGCGGGCUCGUGACGGGAUGGCUCCGAUCCAUGCCGCCUCGCAGAUGGGCUGUCUCGAUUGUCUCAAGUGGAUGAUCGAGGACCAAGCGGUGGAUCCGAAUUUGCGAGAUGGUGACGGUGCUACGCCGCUGCAUUUUGCGGCCUCACGAGGCCAUCUUAGUGUGGUGCGUUGGCUGCUUAACCACGGCGCGAAGUUGUCACUGGACAAGUACGGCAAGAGUCCGAUCAAUGAUGCGGCAGAGAACCAGCAGGUUGAGUGUCUGAAUGCGCUGGUACAGCAUGGUAACCUGCACGGCGCUGGCGGUGGUGCUGGUGCCGGUGGUGGUGAUGCAUCGGAGAAGCAACCCUCUCCGAAGCAACACCGGCACCAGCUGCAGGAUGCGUACCAGUCGCAGGUGUUGCCGGGUGGGUGUUCGCCUGGUUCACUGCCAAAGCAGACACGCGCAUCUCGCAAGAGCUCGGUAGGUAAUUAUGUGCGUGCUGGUAAGGCGUUGGUAGGUGGACAUGGUCAUGGUCAUCACAGCAACACGAUGGUGUCGACGAAGUCAUCGACGGGUAGCUCCGACUCUGAACCGUUCUACCUGCAUCCACCGACUAUCCGCAAGACGAAGGAUGGUUUGUACGCGCGCCAGUCUCCGGAUAGCUACUACGGGCCGGUGUUGCCGAAUGACGGAGUGUACGUCAACCCGAUGCGCCGUGGGUCGUCGACACCACCAAGCCCGAGCGGGAGUGUCUCUGGGGAGUCGUUCUUUCUGCAUGAUCCGCAGGAAGUGAUUUACAACCGCGUGAAGGACCUUUUCGAUGCCGACGUCGCGUUGAAGGAGGAGAAGAUCGUCAACAACCGAUCGAUAGUACAAGCGGAGGUGCACUCGAGCAGCAGUGGCGCCGCCAGCGGCUCCGAUGAGGACCUGUCGGUGUCGUCGUCCCAUUCCGGCGGUGAUGGCGGCGGUGGUGGUGGCGGUGGCGGUGGUGGUGGCGGUGGCGGAAGUGGCGGAGGAGCUGGAGGUGGAAAUGGCGGGCAUGAGAUGGUCAACGGGAGCCACAAGGCGUCAAACGUGAACGGCAGUGCGACGUCCCAUGAGCAUGAUUACGAGGACAUCUAUCUGAUGCGUGAGGAGGCGCAAUAUGGUGCAGGUGUUCAGAAUAGAAGUGCUGUGGGAAGAAGCCGUUCGAGAGAUAGUGGCUCCCAUAGCCGGUCGGCCAGUGCCAGCUCGAACCGUAGCGAUGUCAUCCUUCAGCUGACUGGUAGUGGCAACAAUCAGUCCUCGCUGGUGAGCAACAACAAGGAGCACAUGCUGCUGGCAAAGCGCAACAACCUGCUAUACGAGCAGCAGCAACAGCGUGGCACCAAGCCUCUCCCGAAACCGAUCUACAACCUGGGCAAGGGCGGAAAGGGUCCACUCCCAGGCCCCCCACCAGGCCACCGGAAACCCUCCGAUGAUUACUCCAGCGGCACCCUGCGCUCGUCCUGCGCCAACGACAACGCGUACGAGAGCGUCUGCUCGCCAGAGGACGUGUACGAGCGUGCAGCCGAGAUGGGCCUGACCGGGAAGCAACACGUCAAGUCCCACCACCAGCCCGGCCCGGUUCAGCCGCCAAAUGGAGCGACCGUUAACGCGAAUGGUGCCGCUAACGGUACCGGUGCCCAUGCGCCAGCCAAACGAAACGGGCCGCCGCAGCUGAGCGAAGAAAAUGAAAAUGCAGGUCCACCACCCCCACCGCUGCCACCACCGCUAAAGGCAAGCAACUACGGUCUCACCGGCCACGGGGCACAUCCGUCGGCAGCCGUCGCUGCUGCUGCCGCCGCCGCUGCAGCCGCCGUCGCCGCCGCCACGCUGAUUGGUUCCGGUGGUUCCCGGGAUGGUUAUGGCUACGCGAAAAAUGCCCGUAACUCGCACGACCAGCAGACCGUGGCCGGCUACGAUCAGUACCAUCACCAUCAGCAGCAGCACAAGCGACUUCUGCAUCGGGAUGGGGCCAGCGGGGUGGAACAUGGCGGCGGGGAGCACCAGGACUCCGACUCCGGGCUCGAGGUGCUGGAGGAGUCCACCCUCAAGCCGUCCGAUCUGAUCCGAGGCAAUCACAACCGUAGCAUGUCCAUCAUUUCCGCGAAUAAGAAAGCUAAGCUGAUCCAAGCGAACGGCACCGGCGGUGGCAACCUACAUAGCCUAUGUGCGCCGGAAAGCGGCUCACCGUACAGCUCCAAGACGUCCCGGGCCGGUGCAGCAGCGUCAGUCGACGAGCAGCACUGCCAUCAGCAACAUCACCAUCAACCGCGGCUGCUGAGCGUCCAGCCGCACCCGGCAGCAACAAGCAACCUUCAGCAGCAGCAACACCACCACCAUCAGGGACCGAAUCUGGUCAACAAGCAGCUCGUUCUGCCGUUUGUGCCGCCAAGCUUCCCGAAUGGUACCGGUGACGGGUCGAACCAUCUGAUCAAACCGUCCGAGUACCUGAAGAGCAUCAGCGACAAGAAGUCCAAUGCAGGCUCGCAGAGAUCAUCCGACACGGAGGAUUAUAUGCCAUUGAACACAGCCCUCAUCGUGCAGGCGGGCUCGGAACCACCGAAGCCGCCCCCGCCACCACCGGCACCCCCGGCACUGCUCAACCUGCACGGUACAGCCCCAUUGGGUUCUUCGGCGACCCUCCACGCCACCCUGUCGCACCCGGGAGCGACCGGUGCGAGCGGUGCGGUCCGGGCCCCCGAACCGGCCUCCGGUGUCACCCCCGGUGGUCACCCGGUCCCACCCCCACCGCCCCCACAAGACACCGACAUCCGGAAGCUGCACCAGCCGCUGUCCGCCAUCUCAAUUCAGGAUCUGAACAGCGUGCAGCUGCGCCGCACCGACAAGAUGCUCGCCAAAACGUACUCAGCGCCAACGCGCAGCAUCAGCAUGCAGUGCCUGUCGAGCACGAGCGAGCAGUUCCUGUCGCAGAAGACGGACCUGAUUGCGGAGCUGAAGCUGUCGAAGGACAUCGCCGGUGUGAAGAAGAUGAAGGUCGAACGGGCGAAGCUCGAGGAUCGACAGGCGAACGAGGUGUACUCGGAGGUGACGCGUCAAUUCACCGCUCAGAACUACGUCGAUCAGGUACCGGAGCGCGAUAACGCCGGAAACAUCAUCCCGGACUGGAAGCGCCAGAUGCUGGCAAAAAAGGCAGCCGAGAAGGCGAAGAAGGAGUUCGAGGAGCGGUUGGCCCGUGAGGCGGAGGAUCGGCGCCUGUCCGCGAUCCCGAAAUGGAAGCGGGACCUGAUCGCGCGCAAGGAAGAAGCCGAGAGUAAGCUCAAGUCGUCCAUCUACACACCGAAGGUGGAGGAGCCACAACGCCGGUCGGACACGUGGCGUAAUCGGAUCACACAACGGGCCAUGUCGAUCGACAACAUUAGCUCGUACUCCGGUGUGUCUGAGCCCGAUGGUGGGUCGAUGCUGCGGUACAACAAAGAGAAUCAGUAUCAGUACGCGGCGUCUGCGAAUGGAGCUUCUCCAGCCGGACAUUAUGGCACCACGAAUACGGUUGGGUCAGGUAGAGCGUUGAAUGGAGGAGUUGGUGGUCACGGUCAGUCGGGGGUGGGCAAUGGAGCUGGAGCACCCCGCCGCUCGAUGGAGAACAUCAGCAAUGGUAAGCUGGACGCAGGAACAGCUCACGGGUACCACCUGCCGGAUAUGGCACCGUCAACACCGAGUGAGUCCGUGUGCGCCAACGACGACGAUGACAGCGAGCAGAUCAUCCCCUGGCGGGCUCAUUUGCGAAAAACCAACAGCCGCCUGUCACUGAUCGGCUAG